UCUGUUGCUGUGGUCGAGGCUGAUGAUUCAUGGGCAGCCUUUGAAGCAAUGACCCGUGAUGACUGGUCCGUGGAGGCUGAUGAUUCAUGGGCACCCGCCGAAUUGGUGACCGCCAUCACCGAUGAGGCUGAUGAUUCAUGGGCAGCCUUUGAAGCAAUGACCCGUGAUGACUGGUCCGUGGAGGCUGAUGAUCCAUGGGCACCCGCCGAAUUGGUGACCGCCAUCACCGAUGAGGCUGAUGAUUCAUGGGCAGCCUUUGAAGCAAUGACCCGUGAUGACUGGUCCGUGGAGGCUGAUGAUCCAUGGGCACCCGCCGAAUUGGUGACCGCCAUCACCGAUGAGGCUGAUGAUUCAUGGGCAGCCUUUGAAGCAAUGACCCGUGAUGACUGGUCCGUGGAGGCUGAUGAUCCAUGGGCACCCGCCGAAUUGGUGACCGCCAUCACCGAUGAGGCUGAUGUUCCAUUGGCACUCCUUAAAGUGACGACCCGUGAUGACUCGUCUGAUGAGGGUGAUGAUCCAUGGGCAGCCUUUGAAGCAAUGACCCGUGAUGAUGAGGCUGAUGAAGGUGAUGUUCCAUUGGCACUCCUUGAAGUGACGACCCGUGAUGACUCGUCUGAUGAGGGUGAUGAUCCAUGGCCAGCCUUUGAAGCAAUGACCCGUGAUGAUGAGGCUGAUGAAGGUGAUGUUCCAUUGGCACUCUUGGAAGUGACGACCCGUGAUGACUCGUCUGAUGAGGGUGAUGAUCCAUGGCCAGCCUUUGAAGCAAUGACCCGUGAUGAUGAGGCUGAUGAAGGUGAUGUUCCAUUGGCACUCCUUGAAGUGACGACCCGUGAUGACUCGUCUGAUGAGGGUGAUGAUCCAUGGCCAGCCUUUGAAGCAAUGACCCGUGAUGACUCGUCUGAUGAGGGUGAUGAUCCAUGGGCACUCUUUGAAGCAAUGACCCGUGAUGAUGAGGCUGAUGAUCCAUGGGCAUCCGCCGAAUUGGUGACCGCCAUCACCGAUGAGGCUGAUGAUCCAUGGGAUGCCCUCGAAUUGAUAACCAGUAAUGACUGGUCUGAUGAGGCUGAUGAUCCAUGGGAUGCCCUCGAAUUGAUAACCAGUAAUGACUGGUCUGAUGAGGCUGAUGAUCCAUGGGAUGCCCUCGAAUUGAUAACCAGUAAUGACUGGUCUGAUGAGGCUGAUGAUCCAUGGGCACUCUUUGAAGUGACGACCCGUGAUGACUCGUCUGAUGAGGCUGAUGAUCCAUGGGUAUCCGCCGAAUCGGUGACCGCCAUCACCGAUGAGGAUGAUGAUCCAUGGGAUGCCCUCGAAUUGAUAACCAGUAAUGACUGGUCUGAUGAGGAUGAUGAUCCAUGGGAUGCCCUCGAAUUGAUAACCAGUAAUGACUGGUCUGAUGAGGCUGAUGAUCCAUGGGAUGCCCUCGAAUUAAUAACCAGUAAUGACUGGUCUGAUGAGGAUGAGGAUCCAUGGGAUGCCCUCGAAUUGAUAACCAGUAAUGACUGGUCUGAUGAGGAUGAUGAUCCAUGGGAAGCCCUCGAAUUGAUAACCAGUAAUGACUGGUCUGAUGAGGAUGAUGAUCCAUGGGAUGCCCUCGAAUUAAUAACCAGUAAUGACUGGUCUGAUGAGGAUGAGGAUCCAUGGGAUGCCCUCGAAUUGAUAACCAGUAAUGACUGGUCUGAUGAGGAUGAUGAUCCAUGGGAUGCCCUCGAAUUGAUAACCAGUGAUGACUGGUCUGAUGAGGAUGAUGCCUUCCUGGACGUCACGGCCAUCUGUGGUGUCGUUGUGUACAUUGUCUUGCUUCACUAAGCAGCCUGGUAACACACUCACCAGUGACCCCUGGCGCAGGCGCGAGCCACAUCCUGAGCCACACUCCCGGGGAGCGAGACUCCUUUUAGUGACCGUCGCUCUUAUUACACCUUCAGGGGAGGAGCUCCAGCUGUAUUUCUUA
This is a messenger RNA of Eriocheir sinensis (Chinese mitten crab), 1948 nucleotides long. Its product is annotated as coiled-coil domain-containing protein 1-like. The transcript is spliced from 2 exons. Lineage: Eukaryota; Metazoa; Arthropoda; Malacostraca; Decapoda; Varunidae. Bases 49 to 1806 code for a protein of 585 amino acids. The record is from RefSeq and is a predicted model, not a curated record.